Coccinella septempunctata (seven-spotted ladybird) is the source of this 1874-nucleotide messenger RNA. Its product is annotated as golgin subfamily A member 6-like protein 22. NCBI's taxonomy places the organism in Eukaryota, Metazoa, Arthropoda, Insecta, Coleoptera, Coccinellidae. The record is from RefSeq and is a predicted model, not a curated record. Gene Ontology annotation, cellular component: Z disc; adherens junction; filamentous actin. The coding region runs from base 61 to 1779 and encodes 572 amino acids. Gene Ontology annotation, molecular function: actin binding; muscle alpha-actinin binding. The transcript has 13 exons. Gene Ontology annotation, biological process: actin cytoskeleton organization; muscle structure development.
GGGGCAGUUAUCGCAAAAGUGCCCGGUGUGUAAGAAUCGCUUUUGGCAAAGUACUAAGACAUGACCGCGGAGGUUUUCCUCAAGAGACCCCAUCCGGGGGUACCAUGGGGUUUCCGAUUGAUAGGGGGAUCGGACUCCCAUCUACCCAUUAUAGUCUCCAAGGUUGUUGAAGGAAGUGUCGCUGAGCAGGCGGGAUUAGAGGAGGACGUUCUUCUCGAAAGAGUCAAUAAUGUUCCUACCUCUGGACUAACGCACGCUGAGGUCAAUCAGGUUAUUCUAGCUGCAGAAGAUGAACUUCUCUUCACUAUAAGAAGGGUGGACUUAGAGAAUUUGAUUUUGGCAUCUUUAAACGAAGAAGGAAACAAUUCAGAAAUAUCAAAUAUUUUACGACAGGCAGUAAACAAAAGUACAGUUAUACAAGAAGAAACCGAACUUGAAGAGCUCGGUCUACAAAAAGAAUUUGGUGUGACUAUGAUAAUAGAGAACAAUAAAAAUAUAAGUGAUAUUAACAGAAAAAAAGAGGACAACUCCAACAAAUAUCAAAUACCUCAAAAUCAAGGUAAAAAGUGGACGACUUUCUUGCAGAAACCCAAAAAUCCAAAACCAAGGCCAAAAAAUCAAGCCCCUCCAAUACCAAAGGCAGAUCAAUAUAGAGUAAUAAUCAAAAAGCAACCUAAACCUACGUUUCAACCGAAGGAAAUACAUCAACAAGAAGAGAAAGUAGAAGAAAAGGAACAAACGGUUAUUGAAAGAAUAGAAGAAGUACCAAUGGAGUUAGAAAUAAGCGUAAACAAGCACGUAACAGAAGAAACCGAGAUAACAGUUGAAGAAGCAGAAGAAGACCAAUAUGGGAUGGUGAAUAUUGACCAGUACAAUCAUAACCAAGGUUACGAAGAGGAAAAUGUGGACUAUGUGCAGUAUGAAUCCACCGAAAGCGAGAACAUUUCAACCGAUGUAACUAUUGAAAAUCACCUAGCGGAAAACGCAAUGUCGUUAGAGGAACAACUGGCAGCAGUCCAGAGACAACUACAAGAACUAGCUCAACUACCGUCCUCAAUUCAAGAAACUCUAGCGGUCGUCACCCAGCAACUAGCGCAUAUAGUUGGCGAAAAAACAAACAAUUCCGAAGCAACCGACGAGAGUGAACCAAAUGAAGACAGAGAAAACGAAAACGCCACAAACUUCGACGAUGCAGAAUGCGAGGAAACGGAGGAACAGAAAACCGAUGAAGGGGAAAAACCUGAGGAGGAUCCAGCAGCAGACGUUACUGAUAAAGCAGAAAUGGAAGACGUACAAUCAGACAUCCUCUCUGACAUCUGCGAAGAGCAAGAAGUUUCUGAAACGUUUGAGGAGGCCGAGGAACGUAUAGCUUUAGAGCUAGAGCAACAACGCAUCGAGGAGGAAAAGCAGGCAAAACAUCAACUGGAAGUGCAGCAAGAGGAGGAAAUGAGGAAAAAGAAGAGCACGAUACGCCCGAUCAUCCUGCCCGGCGGCAGGAAAUGGGUAGAUCCCGACGACGUGGUACUGAAGGUGAAAAACCCCAAGAUGACCGACGAGAAAAUCUGCGACACGAUCGAGUCGUUUUCCGAGGUCCUCGUCGGAAAAACGAAAGGAAUCAACUUCUUGAAGUACACGCCGCCCCCGAAAAAUUUGGGAUACCUGCAACAGUCGGAGGUCUACCGCUUGGUCCAUGGAAUGGAACCUCCGGUGAGAGGGAUCAGUUUGAGAUCGGAGAAGAUUCUAGCAGAACAGGACUACUACACGGCCGGUGGUAACUGAAAGAUGUGAAAUUUCCCCAAGUUUUGGGUUUUUUACGUUCCGCCUGCGAAUUGACCAGUUGAUUCUUGUGAAUUUCGAAUAAAUAGUUGUGAAUA